Messenger RNA from Labrus bergylta (ballan wrasse), 537 nucleotides. It is a transcript of the gene rplp1, whose product is annotated as ribosomal protein lateral stalk subunit P1. Gene Ontology annotation, molecular function: ribonucleoprotein complex binding; structural constituent of ribosome; protein kinase activator activity. NCBI's taxonomy places the organism in Eukaryota, Metazoa, Chordata, Actinopteri, Labriformes, Labridae. Gene Ontology annotation, biological process: translational elongation; cytoplasmic translation. Gene Ontology annotation, cellular component: cytosolic large ribosomal subunit; ribosome. The record is from RefSeq and is a predicted model, not a curated record.
UCCCGCCCUACUACUUCCCUUUCCGCUGUUAGACGUAAACGUGCCUAAGGUGCUCGGUCCUUCACCCGAAGCUAAGGUCUGCAAUCCGGCGACUAGCACCGUUAAAUUUAGGCAUCCGACGCUACAAAGAUAAAAUCUUAACUCUACAAUGGCCUCCGUGUCCGAGCUCGCUUGUAUUUACUCUGCUCUGAUCCUCCACGACGAUGAAGUCACCGUCACCGAGGACAAGCUCAAUGCUCUCAUCAAGGCUGCUGGUGUGACUGUGGAGCCCUUCUGGCCAAGUCUGUUCGCCAAGGCUCUUACCAGCGUUGACAUCGGCAGCCUGAUCUGCAACGUUGGAGCUGGUGGUGGAGCUCCAGCUGGUGCGCCUGCUGCUGGAGCAGCAGCUGCUACUGGUGACGCCCCAGCCAAGGAGGAGGAGAAGAAAGAGGAGAAGAAGGAAGAGUCUGAGGAGUCCGAUGAUGACAUGGGCUUCGGUCUCUUUGAUUAAAAUGGCUGUUUUUGUAAAAACACAAUAAAACCACAAAAAGACUGCCA